Messenger RNA from Sycon ciliatum, 2500 nucleotides. Its product is annotated as regulator of chromosome condensation-like. The transcript has 5 exons. The record is from RefSeq and is a predicted model, not a curated record. NCBI's taxonomy places the organism in Eukaryota, Metazoa, Porifera, Calcarea, Leucosolenida, Sycettidae. Gene Ontology annotation, cellular component: cytoplasm. Gene Ontology annotation, molecular function: guanyl-nucleotide exchange factor activity. The coding region runs from base 123 to 1352 and encodes 409 amino acids.
UUUGCCAUCAUCACAACUAAACAAUUAUUUGCCUUGUUUAUGGUGUUUUCAAGAGGCUUGUGUAUCGCUGCAGUGAGUUAUCAUCAUCAAGCCGAGUAGAUUUGGUGCUGCAAUAUUCGAAAAUGUCGAAGAGGAAACACUCCCUUUCCUCGCAAAGUGGACCGAGUGCCAAGAAGCCUCGAGUAUCUUUGCAACGGUUCACAUCACGUACGGAGGGAACACUGCUGACACUGGGCCAGGGAGAUAUGGGCCAGUUAGGGCUAGGGGAGGAUAUAAUGGAGCGCAGGCGACCAGCUAUUGUCCGGGAGUUGGAGGAUAUUCCGAUCAAGCAAGUGGUCUGCGGAGGCAUGCACACCGUGGCACUGACAACAGAGGGCAAGGUGUACACAUUCGGUUGCAACGACGAAGGUGCACUUGGCCGGACAGGUGACGAGGCACUGCCAGGUCUUGUUGAUCUCAAGGGUGAUGUGGUGCAGAUCUCAGCCGGCGACAGCCACACAGGAUUGCUGAUGGCCGAUGGCAGCCUUCUCGCGUGCGGUACCUUUCGGGAUGGAAACGGCAUUAUUGGCUUGACAGCGGACACCAAGAAGGCUACCGUUCCGACCGUGAUCUUUCCAGCCGACUGCGUACGAGUGUCGUCCGGUAGUGACCACAUGGCGGUGGUGAAAGCGGACGGCACCCUGUGGACAUUUGGUAAUGCUGAGCAGGGUCAGCUUGGUCGUGUUCCGACCUGUUUCUCCAUGCGUGGUGGUCGCCGUGGUCUGAAGUUCCUGUUGGAACCUCACCGGGUGGAGAUGCCACGUCAUCGCACCGUCACUGACGUCUACUGCGGAUCGUUUCACACGUUUGCCGUUGUGGAGCACGGCACCGAGGUGUACGUGUUUGGUCUGAACAACUACGGGCAGCUGGGACUGGGCGAUGUAGAGAUGCGAAACAUGCCGUGCCGCCUCGAGAACUUCCCGCCGGCAGAUGUGAGCGCCAAAGAGCAUGAGCCGCAGUUCUCCGGUGGUCAGCAUCACAGCCUAAUGCUGUACGGCGGGCGCGUGUACGCGUUCGGACGCUCCGACUACGGCCGGCUGGGCCUCGGCGGAAGCGACGUGGAGGUGACGGAGAUGACGCAAGUGCCAGGCUUGAGCAACGUGUCGCAUCUGACGACAGGCUCAGCCGUGUCUCUAUGUUGUGAUGCGGACGGUAAGAGUCUCUCAUGGGGCAUGGGUACUAAUAAUCAGCUUGCCUCAGAAGGUGAAGAUGACGUCGACUGUCCGACAGCAAUGAUUGGCAAGCAGAUCGAGAGUAGAAGAGUACUGGCCAUUUCUGGCGGUGGCCAACACACAGCCCUUAUCGUAGAGUAGCGGCGGUUGUGGCCAUGUUUCCCAUGCGCUGCAUGCAGCAAGAGAGCACUAGUUUAUUUACUUCUGAGGUACCACCGUCGAUAUAUUAUUGUGUCCUAUAGCCACAAGCCUCACCGUAUGCAGUCCUAGUGCUAACAGCAAUGGUACUACAUUGCAACUGUAAGCUAGCUACCGGCCAGGUGAAUCUCGUUUGAGCCCAUCAGGUCUGCUGUACCACACUACAAUGAACACACUCGGGUGACUGCUUCUUGACCGAGGUUUCUUAGUUUGUUGACCUCACAACGGCAGUCUUGCUUCGAUGCGGUAGAUCUCCGUUCGUCAAAGUCACCUAGAACAUGGAGUGGCAAUUUCUCUCUAGAUCCUUUGCCUAUUGCGGUAUUUAGCCUUUCCGGCUGCGUUUGGUCGCCUGUUUUCUCUUUUAGCCGUGCUCUCUCUCUCGCUCUCUCUAUCUGGUUGAGGGCUAGUGCCAUGGUAUUCAUUUUGGGAUGGUUUUUAUUGCGCCCUGGUAUCGCCGCUGUUUGAUUGUCUCGCUUGCGAACCUUUCAUUCACAUGUCUCAUACUUGUAACAAUAGGUGUCGGAGUGACUUGGCUUUCUUCUAUUUCCGGACCACCGCUCAUACUCAAUGGACAUGUGAACAAACUGCUGCAUCUACUGAUCUCGGGUUUUGUGUUUUCCACUCUCCUUUUCCUGUACCGUUAGCAACUUCUUUUCAAAAUCCAGUUUGGUGAUCUCUCUCUCACACUCUCUCUCUCUCUUUCUCCUCUCAGCUCUCAGCUACACCGGUUCCGAGUUGUAACCGCCUUGUGCAGCUAUUUCGUCAGUGUUUGUCAAAAGGCUUUUUCUUGAUUUGUAGUUUCUGCUCCAGGCCGUUGUCUGCCGCCUGGCAAUCAUGAAUCUAUUGUUAGAAUGUUUGACUUGAUCCUCACAUACAUGCUGUCAUGCAGAGACUCUUGUACAAUGUACAGCAACAACGGUUGCUAAACAAUGCUUCUGCUGCUGCUGCUGUUUCUGUCAUGCACAUUGAUAUGCACCACGGGUUUUUUUUUGUCAGAGCAACUCUUCUUCGCGACCAUGUCUGUAGCCUGCCUUCCGGCUGUCUUGGAUCUACACUGGUUGUUUUGAAGUGAUACAUAUCUGCGACUGGUG